AAAAAAAAAAAUAUAUUUAGGUUGGAAAAUGGCAGGCAAACCUGUGUGCUUGUUUUCCUUUCUUCUUUCACUCGACUUCACUUCAGUUCAUUCCGUCAUCACUACAAGCUUUAGUUUGGUUGAGUGAACUCGAAUUAUUCAAUUUCAGCGUCAGCCAAAUCAAUUGAACUGCCCUAUACGCUGCCACGCCCUUUUUCAGUAUCUUCAGCAGUUAGUAUUAGUUUAGGAGUUAUAGAUAGUUAUGGCAAAUACUAAUACUACUACACUUGCUUCCUCUUUACCUCCUUCAUUUUUUCAACGCAACACACGUUCUUCUCCCCAGUUGAGCUUAUCACAAGGGUUGUUUGUCAACCAGAUAACUGGUUCUCAGCUGCAGAUGUACACUAAAGUAUCAUGGUUGGAAAAAUCAUGCCAGUUUAAGCUUAUAAACGGAAGGCCAAAGUUCAAAGGAAGGCUCCAGAACCAACAGAAUGCUCUUUUUGUUGUCUCUGAGGAUCAGUCACAAUACAAUGAGCUUGAAAUAGCUGCUUCAGUGCCAGAAAACAACAAUAAUAUUGCUCAAGACAUCUCUUCUGUUAGCAACCCAUCUUUUCAUUUUUCAGGGAGUGAUGGAAAAUCGGGUUUAAUAUCAUUUUAUAACCGCCCAUACAGAAGAGAUAGUGAGAUUCUUUUAUCUAAUCCAGAGAAGAGUCAAAACAGCGUAUUGUGGUUUGUAGGCCCUGCAGUCCUUGUGGCUUCUUUCAUUUUUCCUUCACUCUAUUUGCGUAAAUUGCUGUCUGUCAUUUUUGAGGACUCUUUGUUAACAGAUUUUCUCAUAUUAUUCUUCACAGAAGCAAUUUUCUAUGGCGGUGUUGCCGUUUUUCUUUUUCUACUGGACCAUUUACGAAGACCCACGCAAUUGGAUACUGCAGCAAAAAAUACUGAUACUCUGCCCCCUCAACUGGGACAGAGAAUCUCUUCUGUUGCUACCUUGGUACUUAGUCUUGUAAUUCCCAUGGUCACUAUGGGUUUUGUCUGGCCAUGGACUGGUCCUGCAGCCUCCGCAACGCUUGCUCCGUACCUUGUUGGCAUUGUUGUCCAAUUUGCGUUUGAGCAGUAUGCUAGAUAUCGGAAAUCACCUUCAUGGUCUGCAAUUCCAUUAAUCUUUCAAGUGUAUAGGCUGCACCAACUAAAUAGAGCCGCACAACUGGUGACAGCUUUAUCGUUUACAGUUAGAGGAGCUGAGUUGACUGCACACAACAUGGCUAUAAACAGCUCUUUGGGUACACUUCUAAAUGUCCUACAAUUUCUUGGUGUGAUUUGCAUCUGGUCCCUGUCAAGCUUCCUCAUGAGAUUUCUACCUUCUACUUCCACAACAAUGCAGUGAAUAAUUUAUUAAGUUUGUUAACAAAGUUAUCUCAUGCAUCAUCGCACCCCCACUUAAACUUUGGGCAGAAUCUGUACAUGUACUUUGGAUUUUUUUGGUGUUAACUCUUGACUCUAAUUGGACAUUUACUAAUCCUCUAACUCGUCUAGAUUAUAAAUGACGUGUUCAGGAAUUUGUAAUUGAGGAUUUUGGACAGUGAAGAAGCAAAUGGAGGAAUCUUUUUAGUUUUACUUCUGCA
Cicer arietinum (chickpea) is the source of this 1604-nucleotide messenger RNA. RefSeq lists its product as uncharacterized. NCBI's taxonomy places the organism in Eukaryota, Viridiplantae, Streptophyta, Magnoliopsida, Fabales, Fabaceae. Gene Ontology annotation, cellular component: chloroplast. The record is from RefSeq and is a predicted model, not a curated record.